CAAAUCAUCACCUUCUUUUCUCACACAACAUCUUCUUCUCAUUCUUCUUAUUCUUUAAAAUCCUUCACUUCAUCUGUUACAACCAAUCACACUCAUAAAACAUGGAACUAACCACAAUCUUAUGCUUCUCUUGUGUUACCUUUCUCUUCCUUCUUUUUCUCUUCAGGACACUCAUCAACCCCUUUGUCUCCAAACGCCAUGACUUACCACUCCCACCUGGGACCAUGGGCUGGCCUUAUAUAGGAGAAACCUUUCAAAUGUAUUCUCAAGACCCAAAUGUCUUCUUUGCCUCCAAAAUCAAAAGGUAUGGCUCUAUGUUCAAGUCCCACAUUCUCGGAUGUCCCUGUGUGAUGAUUUCCAGCUCCGAGGCUGCCAAGUUUGUGCUCAACAAAGCUCAGCUGUUCAAGCCAACAUUCCCAGCUAGCAAAGAGAGGAUGUUGGGAAAACAAGCUAUCUUCUUUCACCAAGGAGAGUACCAUGCUAACUUGAGAAGGCUUGUUCUUCGCACCUUCAUGCCAGAAGCUAUAAAAAACAUCGUUCCAGACAUUGAAUCCAUUGCCCAAGAUUGCUUAAAAUCCUGGGAAGGCCGCUUGAUCACUACUUUCCUUGAAAUGAAAACGUUCACCUUCAACGUUGCCCUGCUUUCAAUUUUCGGGAAAGAAGAGAUUCUGUACAGAGAUGCUCUGAAACGGUGCUACUACACUCUGGAACAAGGGUACAAUUCAAUGCCCAUUAACGUUCCGGGGACACUGUUCCACAAGGCGAUGAAAGCGAGAAAGGAGCUUGCACAGAUCUUGGCCCAAAUAAUCUCAAGCAGGAGGCAGAGGAAACAGGAUUACAAGGACUUGUUGGGUUCGUUCAUGGGAGAGAAAGCAGGGCUCACCGACGAGCAAAUAGCAGAUAAUGUAAUUGGCGUCAUUUUUGCAGCUCGUGAUACCACGGCCAGUGUGCUGACGUGGAUUGUCAAGUACCUUGGAGAAAACCCCAGUGUCCUAGAAGCUGUUACUGAGGAGCAAGAGUGCAUAUUGAAGAGCAAGGAAGAAAGUGGAGAGGAUAAGGGUCUGAAUUGGGAAGAUACCAAAAAGAUGCCAAUAACUUCAAGGGUUAUUCAGGAAACACUAAGAGUUGCUUCAAUUUUGUCUUUUACUUUCAGAGAGGCAGUAGAAGACGUUGAAUAUCAAGGGUAUCUCAUACCAAAAGGGUGGAAAGUGCUACCUCUAUUUAGGAACAUUCACCACAGUCCAGAAAACUUCAAGGAGCCAGAAAAAUUUGACCCCUCAAGAUUUGAGGCUGCACCAAAACCCAAUACUUUUAUGCCAUUUGGCAGUGGGAUCCACGCUUGUCCAGGGAAUGAACUGGCCAAGUUGGAGAUUUUGGUCCUCUUACAUCAUCUCACCACAAAGUUCAGGUGGUCUGUUGUGGAUGCAAUGAAUGGGAUUCAAUAUGGCCCUUUUGCUCUUCCCCAAAAUGGUUUACCCAUCACACUAUAUCCCAAGAAGAAGAAGUAGAAGUAAUAGUAGUAGUAGACUCAAACAAAUCACACAUAUCCAACAUCCUGGUUUCAUAGUACCUUUCUAAAUAUGGAAAGAAUCAAUGCCUUCUUCACAACUCUCAGAAUUGGUUUCCACAGUCUCCACAUAUAGUUUAAAGACACAGACCAUAUUGCAAUUGGAUAACCAAACAAGGGUCUUCCCUUCUUUUUGGCCAAGAGAAACCCAAAGUGGUAGUCUUGGCAAUAAUAACAUACAACACAGGGAUGUCAACUGUACAUAGGAGCUUUCACAGCCAGGUCCAGAUCAUACUAUUAUCUUCUUUUCUUUAUUAUUUUUUCUCCUUCAAAUAUCACCAUAUUAUUGUAUUCAUCCAUUCAACUAAUUAUUACUUCUGUAUCCAUAAGAAGGCCGCAAGGCCAAAUAAUAAAAAGUGAAACUUUUCUGCUCA
Molecule: messenger RNA, 1941 nt
Organism: Vigna radiata var. radiata (mung bean)
Lineage: Eukaryota; Viridiplantae; Streptophyta; Magnoliopsida; Fabales; Fabaceae
Product: abscisic acid 8'-hydroxylase 1
Exons: 7
Coding region: 102-1508 (468 amino acids)
Biological process (GO): sterol metabolic process; abscisic acid metabolic process
Molecular function (GO): (+)-abscisic acid 8'-hydroxylase activity; heme binding; iron ion binding
Source: RefSeq, a predicted model, not a curated record